AUUUUGUGUUAGCACGUGUGCCAGGAGGGUUGCAUGUUUGCAAAACCAUUUGAGUUAAAGACAUUGGAAGUAAUUGUCUGGAGCUGUAUUUCYUGUCCAGUUACCAAAUAAAAACAGUAGGUAAAAGUGUGUGUUGCUGCCUGUCUGCAGGUAUUGAAACAGUGAAGAUUCUGUUUCCUAUUACUGUUAUGAUGUUCUGUGUUUUUUGUCAACAGCUGAGAAGAAAUAUACCAGUGUACCCUUCCUGGAAGGCUUCUCAGUGUGUCUUUAGUUCUUCUAAAUCAGGACUGAUGCCAAACCUUGCCAGUGAGGGGGCUGUCCGUGCUCCGCUUCAAACAUUCACAGAAGAGGAGAUAAUGCUGAAAAAUAUGGUGAAGAAAUUUGCUCAGGAACGAGUUGCACCUUUGGUGCAGAAAAUGGAUGAGAAUUCAAAACUGGAAGAAUCUGUAAUAAAGGGAUUGUUUGAGCAAGGGCUGAUGAGUAUUGAGCUUGGGGAAGAAUAUGGAGGGACUGGAGCUUCAUUCUUUUCAACGAUAUUGGUAGUAGAAGAACUGGCCAAAGUUGAUCCAUCUGUAGCUCUUAUAUGUGAGCUCCAAAAUACACUCACCAAUAAGUUAUUUACCUUAUAUGGAUCAGAAGAACAGAAGAGAACUUACUUGCCCAGAGUGGCUAAAGAUACGAUAGGCAGUUUCUGUCUUUCGGAGGCUGGAUCUGGGAGUGAUGCAUUUUCUUUGAAGACUCGAGCUGAAAAGAAAGGAGACUACUAUAUCAUCAAUGGCUCAAAGAUGUGGAUUAGCCUCGCAGAACAUGCAGGAUUUUUCUUUGUGAUGGCAAAUACAGAUCCUGCUCUGGGAUACAGGGGAAUUACAUGUUUCAUAGUAGAUCGCAACACAGAAGGACUACAGGUAGGGAAGAAGGAGGAUAAACUUGGAAUUAGAGCAUCUUCUACCUGCCCAGUAACAUUUGAAAAUGUUAAGGUUCCUGAGACCAGUGUCCUGGGACAGGUUGGACAAGGCUAUAAAUAUGCAAUUGGAAUGCUAAAUUGCGGCAGAAUCGGCAUUGCUGCCCAGAUGUUAGGAUUGGCACAGGGAUGUUUUGACCAUACGAUUCCUUAUACAAAAGAAAGAUUCCAGUUUGGGAAAAGCGUUUUUGAUUUCCAGGGGAUGCAACAUCAGAUAGCUCAUGUGGCCACACAACUGGAAGCUGCAAGGUUGUUGACCUACAAUGCGGCUCGACUGGUGGAAGCAGGGAGGCCAUUCAUAAAGGAGGCAAGCAUGGCCAAAUACUACGCAGCUGAGGUUGCAACACUGACAACUAGUAAAUGUAUUGAAUGGAUGGGUGGAGUUGGAUUCACAAAAGAUUAUCCAAUUGAAAAAUAUUAYCGUGAUUGCAAGAUAGGUACAAUAUAUGAAGGAACUUCAAAUAUCCAGUUGAGCACCAUUGCAAAAAGCUUAGCACAGGAGUACUGAAGCCAUAAGGACUUUUUGACUGUUACAGAAAUUAUUCCACUGAACACUAAUCACGAACUUUAGAUUUGUCUGUAAUGAUAAAAUCAUAAAGGACAUAAAGCAUACCUUUUUGUUGGUGAAAUCAUACGGAAAACCAUGAAUUCCUAUUUCAUGAUAGGAAGCAAUGUGAAAUCAGGAAUUCCAUAUUGAAUUUCAAAUCAUGUUAAAAUAGGUAAUUGUAGACCCUUCUGCCUGUGAAUCUUCUAAUAUACUACAUUGUUUUAAAUUAYUUGUUUAGACUAUGCAAUGUAUCUCCAUUUUGAGAUUUAAGAGUAAAAACAAAAGCAAAUUUUGCCUAAUGCAAAAGGAUGUAUUAAGCUGCUGUAUUAAGGUAUUGUUGCAUAGAAUAGAGCUGUUUGCUCUUGAUGUCCUGUAUUCUGUGCCAUGGGGCACAGUAAAGGUGUGUGGGGAAAAAAGUGACAGUUUCCUCUUCCCCUGGCUGAGUGAUGUCGACAGAGCUGCUGUAAUUGUAGUAAUUUUUAUAGCAGUCCUUAGUGUAUUCUUAAGAAUAUCUUGGUAAUUAAGCCCUUCCAGCCUCAAUUUGUAGUAGUGAAUGGUAGAUAAUAUCUACCUCCCUUUCUAGCCUUCUUCAGCUGUUAAGGGUUUUAAUCUAAGGCACUAUUUACAGUUCUCCUUUUAUAAAAGGUUGAGCUGAAAUCUCUGUGAAAUGGGGUUAAGAAAGACCU
Molecule: messenger RNA, 2194 nt
Organism: Nothoprocta perdicaria
Lineage: Eukaryota; Metazoa; Chordata; Aves; Tinamiformes; Tinamidae
Gene: ACADSB
Product: acyl-CoA dehydrogenase short/branched chain
Exons: 10
Coding region: 189-1469 (426 amino acids)
Cellular component (GO): mitochondrion
Molecular function (GO): acyl-CoA dehydrogenase activity; flavin adenine dinucleotide binding
Source: RefSeq, a predicted model, not a curated record